Rana temporaria (common frog) is the source of this 1773-nucleotide messenger RNA. It is a transcript of the gene ATP1B3, whose product is annotated as ATPase Na+/K+ transporting subunit beta 3. Gene Ontology annotation, cellular component: sodium:potassium-exchanging ATPase complex. Gene Ontology annotation, biological process: intracellular potassium ion homeostasis; potassium ion import across plasma membrane; intracellular sodium ion homeostasis. NCBI's taxonomy places the organism in Eukaryota, Metazoa, Chordata, Amphibia, Anura, Ranidae. The record is from RefSeq and is a predicted model, not a curated record. Gene Ontology annotation, molecular function: ATPase activator activity. The transcript has 7 exons. The coding region runs from base 183 to 1022 and encodes 279 amino acids.
CCAAAUUUUGCUGUGCCGGGGAAUUGUGUGCUGGUACCGCAGCAGCCUCAGAUUGGAGAGCGGCCGGCGGGGACGUAGAGUGGUCCAGGCUGUGCUUUCACGUUACAGAGUGUACCGCAGCGCCUGGACUCCAUUGCCUUAUCCCCCCCCCACACACACACACCGCUAUCUCCAGCAUCAGCAUGGCCAAGGAGGAGAACAAGAGCACGGAGCAGUCCAGCUCUGAAUGGAAGCAGUUCAUCUAUAACCCGCGGAGCGGAGAGAUCCUGGGCCGCACGGCCAGCAGCUGGGCUCUGAUCCUGCUCUUUUACCUGGUGUUCUAUGGCUUCCUGGCCGGACUCUUCACCCUGACUAUGUGGGUAAUGCUGCAGACACUGGACGACAAUGUUCCUAAAUAUCGCGAUCGGGUUUCCUCUCCAGGUCUUAUGAUUUCCCCUAAAUCAGCCGGAUUGGAACUCAUCUUUAAUAAAAAUGAAAGGAGUUCAUAUGAUGAUUAUGUGACAGCUCUUCAUAGUUUCCUAAAGCCAUACAACGACACCCUUCAAGCCUCAAAUUUGCAAUGCCCGCCAGGCCACUAUUUUGAACAGGACGCAGAAGAGAAAAAACAGUCCUGCCAGUUUAACAGGUCCUCCCUGGGCCCUUGCGCCGGGCUUGAAGGAAACGAGUUCUUUGGGUACAAUGAAGGAAGCCCCUGCGUGAUUGUCAAGAUGAACAGGAUAAUUGGACUAAAACCACUAGGAAAUCCGAAAAUAAACUGUACUUCUAGGGUAGAUAACGUCAGCCUGCAGUAUUACCCUGAAUACGGGAAGCUAGACUUGAUGUAUUUUCCGUAUUAUGGAAAGAAAAUCCAUAUGCAAUACGUGCAGCCUUUGGUUGCAGUGAAGAUCGUACCUUCCAAUACUACCGGUACAUCAGAGAUAGUGCUAGAAUGCAAAAUUUAUGGCUCUCCUAACCUGAAGAAUGAGGACGACAGAGACAAGUUCCUUGGCCGGGUCAAUUUCAGAGUCCAAAUGAAGGAAUAAAACUAGGCAGCUAAACAGUGUCCAAUUGAAUACAUUGUUUUUGUUUUUUUGUUUUUGUUCUCCCUUUUUUGUUUUAUAUUAUUAUUAUUUUGUUUUUGUUUUUUAUUAGCCAUACCUUUUUUGUAGGAUUUGAAACCAUCUGGGAAACCGAUGUAAAUGGCACAUGAUCCAGGGUAGCAUAACGAGUGUGCUUCCAGUCCUGACGAUUUAUCUUCUUCUGUGCUGAGAUAUAGAUGGAGUUUAUGCUUCCCGUAUCCCCAGCUCAUAAGUGGUUAAAUCUUCCCUUUAAACGCAUCUCUAAGGCCCUGUGUGGGGCCAGUUUACAAACCAUUUAAAAUAAAUAAAUUAUCGUUUCAUAUUAGGGGACCUGUAAAUAGCUGAUUCUGAACAUUAUACUGGUGGUGUUCGUCAUAUUUUUGAUGUGAUUUUAUCCCUCCUCUUCCCCCUCACCCAAAGCCCCCUCUGUGAGUGUUACAAAGCUUAAUGUGUUGUGCUAUGUAAAUAUUUAAUUGAUUUAACACUGGUUUAACGGUCAUAUCUCAAACGCCUACACAGUUUUAGGGAACAAAAAUGACAAAUAAGUGAAUGGUACCUGACCAACAUGUACAAACAAAUAUAAGGAAUUAAAAAUGAUUAAAAAAACAAACAAAAAAAGGAAAGAUUUUAUAACCUCUGCAAGAGUUGUGUGUCUUGUGCAGAUGCCUUAAGUUCUGUAUGGAAAAAAAGCAAAAUAAAGUGGAUUUUAAAGGUG